AUGGAGAAAACCCCUGAUGAGAUUUACAGUCUUUAUGAGAAUUUAAGUGAAAAUUCUAGAGAUCAAGCCUCUUUUGAAUUAUAUGAUAGGGAUAAGAAGAGAGGAAUUUAUGAAUUGCAUCAUGAUGAUGAUUCUAAAUUUAGAAAUGAGGUUAAUUAGAUUAAUCAAAGAUUAGAAAAACUUCAUUUACUUAUUGAAAAUAUGAGAAAGCCUCUUAACCCUCAAUUUAAUUCAAAUAGUACACAUCUUAUGUAUGGUGAAAAUGAUCAUUUCAAAUUUCAAUAUCAUCCUAGGCAAGAACAAGUGCAAGUACCCCACGAUUUUAGUAAAAAAUUGGGAAUAUUCUUCUAAUUCUUAUAAUCUUAAUUGGGGGAAUAAUUUUUCGUGGAGAAACCCAAAUAAUAUUCAAAAUCCAGAAGCACUUAGAUCCAAUUCAGACUCUGAAUUUCAUCUAAAACAAGAAAACGGAUUUCAAAAAAAUCAACCCUCUCAAACCCAACCUGAUACUAUAGAAAUGAUGCAGCAAAUGAGCCAAAUGAUGUAACAAACUAUGAGCCAAAUGAUGCAAAAAACUAUAAAUCAAAUGAUGUUGCAUCAAAAACAAAUUAUAGAAGCUUUUGAGAAUAGGAGAGAAGAGGGACAACUACCUAGUCAGCCCAUAGAAAAUCCAAGGAACCGCCCAACAAUAGGAUUUCAGCAAGGGGAGUCUAGUAGCAUGAAUCUAGGAAAAAACCCACGAAAUGAAAAUGUUAGGACAGUGAAUACAUUGAGUGAGAAUAUUUUAUUUGAUCCUUAUUUCUAACUAUUAGAAGAAAUCGAUGAUCCAUUAGAAGUAAAUGAGAAUAUUAAGGCCGAAAAUAUAGUAGCAGAAAAUUUGAAUAAAAUCAUUUAUUGCUCACAAUUGAUGAAUGAAUAUUGUGAGGAUGAUGAGGAGAAAGAGCCCUUAGAUAAAGAAACAGCAGCUGAUCAUGGAAAAAUCAUCCAAAUUUUAAUAGAAGGGAGUAAGGAUAGAAAUGAAGAAAAAAUAUAUUUCAGGUGAGAAAAAAUCAGUUGAUUUGGAAGAUGUAGGAGACGAAAUUAAUAAAUCUAAUCAUAAUUUUGCAGCCAUGGAUGUUGAUAGUGAGGAUGAUGAUGUAUAUCAUAUACCGAAAUUAAAAGAUAGCUCUUGGGAAGAUGAAGAGUUUGAUGAGUUGAGAAACGAAAAGCUAGAAAAAGAGUUGAUUCAACUAAUGGGGAGAAACGAAAAUAAUGAAUAUGAAUAUAGAGAUAAUUUUGGAGGAGAAAAUUUAAAUUUUACUGAAUUCAUUAGAUCUGAGAUUAAAGAAGACAAUCCUUCCAUCCUUCAAAACCCACAGCCCAUUAGAAUUAUUUCUAAGCUUGAAAUAUUUCACUCCUAUCAAAUUGAACAAAUAUGUAUGGAAGAUAAAAUGGAGCAGGGGAAGAUUAUGCAGAUAAAAGAGCACAUUAAGAAAUGGGUGAGUGGAAGAAUUAGAGAUAUCAAUUUAGAUGAAAAAAUUCUAGAUUGGGUAAGAGCUAAUUUAAAAAUUAUAUGACCUGAUCACAUUUUAUGAUCUAUUAAUAGAAAGUAUUUAUUAAUGAAUGAUAGCCUUACAAAACAAGAUAGAAAUGAGGAAAGAUUCUUUUCAAAAUAAAAAUAUUAAUUUUGGGAAAAUUUUGAUAAUUUCCAUUUUUUUUUUGCUGAAAGUAUGUCAAGGUAUAUAUAUGAAGUAUAUAAAUUUAUGCUAAAUCUGAAAAAGAAUAUCAUGAAACUUACCUUGGGAUACAAAUAUAUUUUGAUGGCCAUAGAUCAUCUUAUAUGAUCUAAGAGCUGUCCAGUUGAAGACAUUAAAUUCAGUGCUGCAUGGGAGGCAACCCAUGGUUUUUAUUUCAUUCUGUUUGAUUUUUUUUAAGCUCUGUUUUUCUUAGAAUUUCGCAAUACUUGUUUCUGUAUUUGUUUUUUCGAAAAAGUGCAGUAGGAGUAUAAGAUGAAGUGAAAAAUUAAAAACUUGGUUGAGGUGAUGUCUUUCUGAGUUUUAUCAUUUAUGAAAAUAUUUUUAAUGCUUAACUUUACACAUAUGCAUGCUUCACUUGAAAAUUAUAUUUUCUGCAUAUUCUAUUUCGAUUUUUCUGUGUCAUUAAGGACAAUGUCAUUUUUAAGUUGGGGGGUGAAGUGUUCAUUAUUAAUUUAUGUUGUAGUAAGAUUAAGAACAUGUGUUUGCAUUUUAUUCAACUUAGAACAGCAACUAAAAAAAUAAAAAUAAAAUAAAAUUCAGAAAAACUGCAACAUCUAUUUUUUGGUUUUCUAUUAGGAACAACAGACUGUCAAAAAUAGCAGACAAAAAAAUAGCCUGAAAUUUGAAAUUCUAGAGACUCUUUUCUCACAUUUCAAUCCCCUAGACAUAUAUUACUGAAAUUCGAAAUUACAACUAUAAAGAGGAUAGUUUUGAUUUAUCUUUGACAAAUUUAUUGCAGCUAAAAAUAGAACUGAAAACAGAAAAGAGAACUGUCAGAACUAUCUAAUUUACAAAUCUCUUACAUCAUAUUGCAUGCAUGAAAAAUUAAAUCAAUUAGAUUGAUUGAUACCAAAAGAUACUAGGAAGAUUAUUAUUGAGUCAAAAGAAUGAUCUAGUAGCAUGAAAUGUUGGAAUACUCCUUGGAUACAUGAUAGAUAACAUAGAUUUGAUUUUACAGAUUUUCACUUCAUGAUCUUGAUGGAUAGUAUUUACUUGAUGUGAAAAUUUGAUUGAUCAUUUGAGUUUAAUGGAGAUUUUUACACCCUGAUCUAUAGGACUUGUGAGAAGAAAUCACUUAUUUCAAAAAAAAAAAAAAAGAGAGAGCAAUGUGAAAAAUUUAGAAAUGAAGAGUACACAUAGAGGGUGUGAGACAUCAUUCUCAUUGUCGAAAAUCAUGCAUAGAAAAACACUUGCUGCAAAAUAAGUGGAUAAAGUGAAAGCCCUGAAAAUGAAGAGUACACAUGGAGGGUGUGAGACAUCAUUCUUAUUGUCGAAAUUUGUCUACAUGAAAAGCUACUUAUCCACUAUAUAUAAAAAAAAAGUAAAAAAGAAGGAAGAAAUAUAGUGCAAACUUCAAAAAUCAAGCCAUAGAAAAAAGGAAAUGUAGGAUCAAUAUUAUUCUUGGAUGAGUAUUGAUAAUUCGAACAUCUUGUAAAUACAUCUAUGAGUGAAGAAGUGAUAAAGAUGUAAAUAGAAGAAGUGACGUCUAGAUUGUUAUUCCAAGGAGUGUUUAAACAUUUAAGUGCCUGACAUCAUUCUUAAAUACUUGAUAUAAGAAUCCAAAGUGUCUAAAGGUGCAUCAUUUCUAAUCGUAUUUUUUUUCUGUAUUGAAAUAUGAUGUUUGAGAUUUGUAAAUUUUUAUUUUCGUAAUUCCAUUGCUAAGGAACUAGCAAUGAUUUAAGUUGGGGGCUAUGAUAAGUCUUCAUUAUCAUGAGUUAAUAAGUAGUAAAUAAUGUAAUUUUAGCUUUAACUCAUGAUAAAUAGACUUAUAUUUGUGUUAAAGUGUGGGAAAUGGUUUUCAGUUGAUUAUUGUAAAUUUUUGGGUAAUUAUGUGAUUUUACACGAAUUUAUAUGAUUUUUAUAGUCUUGCUUUUGAGAUAAAUGAAGAAAAAGAAAUAGAAAAUAAAAAUAAGACAAAAUGAGGGGGACCCGCUGGCUAGCUGGGCCCACAAGUGGGUCGGAAGCUCAGUCAGGGAGUAGCCGCGAGCAGGGGCUCGAGCAGCUUGGACCAAUAGGGGCACAUGUGCACCACUCCCCUUCCACAUCACCAGUGGCCAACCGGUUGUGGGGCAAAGAGUGGUCGUACACGCGAGGGAAGGGACUUGCUAACAAAUGUAACAUUAGUAUAUAUUCGCCCAAAAAAUCGGUGCACAAUUGAUGUGGGACUAAACCUACAUCACCUUCCCUAGAAAAGGCGGGCAACCGGCGCGGAUUCGAAUCCUCCCAAAGUCAAAAGUCAUAUAUUUUUAUCUGAUUAUCACGACUUUCCUGCAAAUUGCCAGUGAAGGAUUAAGCAACGAGAAUCGCUGGAUCACUGGUGAAAAUCUCGUCAACACGAUUCGUGGAGCAUUGCUACUAAAAUUGUUGAACGAUUCGCGAUAAAAGGAUCGCGAAUCCAUCGAGUAAAUCAUCUCUGAUUGAUCGAUGAAGAAGCCAUCGUCGAGAAGAGGACGAUCCACCGGGAGACGAGUCGUCACCUCUUGAGAGCAUACUGGAUGCAAUGAAGAGCCUCCUCUUGCUGCGCAGACCUGAGGAUGAAGCUCCCUAACACGCGCCCCACCUCCAUUCAGCUCCUCUCCGUCAGGUGACAGCCGUCGGAGAGCCGCAAAGUCACCAUUUUUCCACUCCACCGGGUGACAGCCGCCGGAGACGAUUCGACAACCCAUUUAAUUAAUCUCUAGACUUCGCAAGGAGAUCUAGAGAUUGCCCACAUCAUCUUUGUCCAAGGAGAGCCUUCGAGGCUGUGGACACUGCACGACAAUCCUCCCAAAUGCUCAAGAUUCUGGUGCAUCACCGACGCAUCACCGUCGUGACGCCAGAACUCUGUUUUCUUGCUUUCAACUUACUUUACGCUUCAUUUAGUGAUAAUUUUUUUGAUUUUAAUUUACCAAAAUAUACUUUGUUCAAUUACGAUUCUUCUGGCUUUUACAGAUCUUAAUUUAAUUCAUUAAAUCAUCUGUAAUCGCUUACGUAAGAAUCAUUGGGCGGAACUCUAUUUCCGCUCGAUUCGCGUUUGCCAGGCACUAAUGUCAUCUUGAUGUCUGCACCCUUAUUUCCCUUUUUCGUGACUUUUAAAUAUAUUUCCUUUUCAUUUCCUAGUAUAAAAUUCAUAGAAAAUCUUAUUCAUUAAGAAAAAUUCUGAAUAAUUACCAGAUAUUAUAUUACAUCCAUGUGAUCGACUUGGAAAAUUAUCGCUAUUUUUUGGAAGUUUUAUUGAAUUAUAAUUGAUAUAUUUUUUCAGAAAUACUUCUAAAUAUCCAAAAAAUUGUAUUUUCUAGUUUUAUAAAUUUAAAAUUUACAUGAUUUACUAUACAACGACUGAGUCACGUCAGUGGGCAAUCUCUAGAUCUCGUUGCAAAGUCUAGAGAUCAAUGAAAUGGGUCGUCGAAUCAUCUUCGCCGGCUGUCACCCAGCGGAGCGAAAAAAUGAUGACUUUGCGGUUCUUUGGCAGCUGUCACCCCACGAAGAGGAGCUAGAUGGAGGUGAGGCACAUGUUAGAGAACUUCAUGCUCAGGUCCUCGCAGCAAAAGGAGUGAUAAGUCUUCAUUAUCAUGAGUUAAUAAUUAGUAGAUAAUAUAGUUUUAGCCUUAAAUCAUGAUAAAUAGACUUAUAUUUGUGUUAAAGUGUGAAAAGUGGUUUUCAGUUGAUUAACGUGAAUUUUUGGGUAGUUAUGUGAUUUUAUACGAAUUUAUAUGAUUUUUAUAGUCUUACUUUUGAGAUAAAUGAAGAAAAAGAAAUAAAAAUAAAAAUAAAAUAAAAUGGGUGGAACCCGCCAGCCAGCUGAGCCCGCAAGCGGGUCGGAAGUGCAGUUAGGGAGUAGCCACGAGUAGGGGCUCAAGCGGCUUGGACCGAUAGGGGCACGUGUGUGCCACUCCCUUUCCACAUCAUCAGUGGUCAGCCGACUGUGGGGCAAGGAGUGGUCGUACAUGCGUAAAAAAAAGACUUGCUUGCAAAUCUAACAUUAGUAUAUAUUCGCCCGAAAUUUUGGCGCAAGUGAUGUGGGACUAAACCCAUGUCACAACUUCCUCAGAAAGGGACGGGCAACUGGGGCGGGUUCGAAUCCUCCUAGAGCCAAAACUCAUAUUUUCUUAUCUGAUUAUUGCGACUUUCCUGUAGAUCGCCAGCGAAGGAUUAAGCUGCCAAAAAUACUGGAUCAUUGGUGAAAAUAUUAUCAAUGUGAUUCGCAGAGCAUUGUUACUAAAAUUGCUGAAUAAUUUGCGAUAAAAGGAUCGCGAAUCCAUGGAGUAAAGCAUCUCCGAUUGAUUGAUGAACAAGCCGUCGUUGGGAAGAGAAUGAUCUGCCGGGAGAUGAGUCACCACCUCCUAGGAGCGUACCAGAUGCGAUGAAGAGCCUCAUCUUGUUGUGUAGACUUGAGGAUGAAGCUCCUUGACAUGUGCCCCACCUCCAUCCAACUCCUCUCUGUCGGGUGACAGCCGCCAAAGAGCCGCAAAGUUGUCGUUUUUCCGCUCCACCAGGUGACAGUCUUCGGAGACAAUUCAACGACUCAUUUCAUUGAUCUUUAGACUUUGCAAGGAGAUCUAGAGAUUGCCCAAUCAUCCUUGUCCAAGGAGAGCCUUCAAGGCCGUGGAGACUAUACGACGAUCCUCCCAAAUACUUAGGAUUCCAAUGCAUCGCCAACGCAUCGCCGUAGCGAUGCCGGAACUUUAUUUUCUUGCUUUCAACUUAAUUUUCACUUCAUUUAGUGAUAAUUUGUGUGAUUUAAAUUUACACCAAAAUAUAUUUCAUUCAAUUACGAUUUUUCCGGCUUUUACAGAUCUUAAUUUGAUCAAUUAAAUCGUCUAUAAUCGCUUACGUAAGAAUUGUCAGGCGGAACUCUAUUUCUACCCAAUUUGUGUUCACAAGGUGCUGACGUCAUCCUAACAUCCGCACCCUUAUUUUCCUUUAUCAUAAAUUUUAAAUAUAUUUCAUUUUUAUUUUCUAAUUUAAAAUUCAUAGAAAACAGUAUUCUUUGAGAAAAAUUCUGAAUAAUUACCUGAUAUUAUAUUACAUUCCUGUGAUCGACCUGGAAAAUUAUCGCUAUUUUUGGAAGUUUUAUUGAAUUAUAAUUGAUAUAUUUGUUCAGAGAUACUUCUAAAUAUCCAAAAAUUCGUAUUUUCUAAUUUCAAAAAUUUUAAAUUUGUGUGAUUUACUAUACAAUGACUAAGUCACAUCAAGUAGGCUCUUCAUCGCAUUCGAUACACUCUCAAGAGGUGGUGACUCGUCUCUUGACGGAUCAUCCUCUUCUCGAUGACAACUUGUUCAUCGAUCAAUCAGAGAUGCUUUACUCAAUGGAUUCGCGAUCGUUUUAUCAUGAAUCGUUCAAUAAUUUUAGUAACAAUACUCUGCAAAUCACGUUGACGAGAUUUUUGCCGAUGAUCCAGUAAUUCUGGUGGCUUAAUCCUUCACUGGCAAUCUGUAGGAAGUCACGAUAAUCAAAUAAAAAUUAUGAGUUUUGGCUCUAGGAGAAUUCAAACUCACACCAGUUGCCCGCCCUUUCUGAGGAAGGCGUGAUGCAAGUUUAGUUCCACAUCGCUUGUUGAUAAGUCUUCAUUAUCAUGAGUUAAUAAUUAGUAAAUAAUAUAGUUUUAGCCUUAACUCAUGAUAAAUAGACUUAUAUUUGUGUUAAAGCAUGAAAAGUGGUUUUCAGUUGAUUAACGUGAAUUUUUGGGUAAUUAUGUGAUUUUAUACGAUUUUUACAGUCUUAGUUUUGAGAUAAGGGAAGAACAAGAAAUAAAAAUAAAAAUAUUGCAAAAUGGGCGGACCCGCCGGCCAGCCGGGCCCGCAAGCGGGUCGGAAGCGCAGUCGGGGAGUAGCCGCGAGCAGGGGCUCGAGCGGCUUGCUCGGAGAUCGAUAGGGGCACGUGUGCGCCACUCUCCUUCCACGUCACCGGUGGCCAGCCGGCUGUGGGGCAAGGAGUGGUCGUACACGCGAGAGGACUUUGCCUAGAAAGCUAACUUUACUAUAUAUUCGCCCGAAUAAUCCGCGCACAACCGAUGUGGGACUAAACCCGCGUCACACCUUGCUCAGGGGCGGGCGACCGCCGCGGGUUCAAAUCCUCCCAGAGUCAAAAUUCAUAUAUUUUUAACUGAUUAUCGCGACUUUCCUGCAGAUCGCCGGUGAAGGAUUAAGCAACCGGAAUCGCUAGAUCAUCGGCGAAAAUCUCAUCAACGCGAUUCGCGGAGCAUUGCUACUAA
Messenger RNA from Spirodela intermedia, 7927 nucleotides. NCBI's taxonomy places the organism in Eukaryota, Viridiplantae, Streptophyta, Magnoliopsida, Alismatales, Araceae. The record is from the annotation of a GenBank genome assembly.